AUGUCUGCCAGACGUCGCACGUCUGGCCGGUUGCAACGAGAUACUGUCAAAGGUAAACUAAAAAACACUGAUGACAGCUACCAGCAACACGAACGAGACAAACAUGACGGCGAACAUGAUGACAAGCUGGACGACAAGCAGGAUGAACAUCAAGAACCAGACCAUGAACAAGAUGAACACGACAAACAGCAUUCGAGGGAGGAUCUGCAAACAGGUCAUGAUGGGAAUCACGAUGAUGAUGACCUGAUGGAAUUGGACCGAACCCCGGGUGAGGAUACUCAACUUGAAGCAGACAAUGAACACCUUGAUCCAGCCGUCUUUAAUGUCCUUGAGCAACACCAAGCGAAAAAUGGACGGCACAAGGCUCCUUCACCCACCCAUCUAUUAAGUGCACUCACGUGCAUGUGCUGGCUCAAAGUCUCCCCGUCGAUACACACACCAAUGUACCUCAGCAUCCUUCUGCCCGCUACAAGUCUCUGCGUCCAAACAUAUCUUGUGCUUCCACCUGUGGACUGUCUCCUCGUCGGCACUCCCCGACUCAAUCAACCCUUAUUGGUCGCUCUAAAUCUCCACAUUCAAACUUUUCUCAUCCUUCCACCCGCAGACUAUCUCCUCAUUGUUCAACCACAUCAUCCAGUCGCAUACAACCCCCCUCUCGUGGGUGCUCCCUAUCAAGGGCUCUACCUAGCCAUGUUGCCCAAGCACCAAGCGGAGGGGACAAACAAACAAGCAAACCCCUUGAAGCUCGGAUUUUACCCGUCAUGUUGGCAGGCUUUCCUUCAGGCAGCAAAGUUGGAAAUGCACCUGCAGGCUGUACUAAUGCAUCCAGUUCCAGAGCAUUCUGACAUGGUAGGACUUGCACGGGAAGUCCUGGAUGCAGUGUUAUGGAAAUAUCACUCGAAGGACAUUAGGUUGGAGAAGGAUGUCGCGCUUGAGCUCAAGAAAGUUAUCAUCUCUAUUGCGAAACAACUAUGCAGCAUCUUCCUGAGAAGCAGCGUGCAUGGGGGCUCAGUGCAGAAACAUGUUACUGAAGCGGUGUCUAAACUGAUAAAGUCUGGUGACUACCUUCGGCUUCCUGACUCAUCCAAGGGCAAGUUCUCAAAGAUGGAUGUCAAGAUUUUUAAUAUGGCAACGGAAAAAGUGUUGAAGUUGACGGAGGAAUUUCAACGCUCAAUCCCUGUCAAUGGCCUUGUUCUCGUAGCCACAGUUUCUCUGCAGGCGAAGGGUGUUCUAACUGGGUUCCACGAAACCACUAUCCCUGAUCAUCAUCGAGAGCUUGAAGAUAUGCUGGAGGAAUGGGCCAAGUCUGGCAUGAUGAAUGGACUUUGCAAUGAUUCAGACGGCGGCUCAGCCGAAGAGGAUGUCAACAUUGUUAUCUAG
This is a messenger RNA of Suillus clintonianus, 1380 nucleotides long. RefSeq lists its product as uncharacterized. The record is from RefSeq and is a predicted model, not a curated record. The transcript is spliced from 11 exons. NCBI's taxonomy places the organism in Eukaryota, Fungi, Basidiomycota, Agaricomycetes, Boletales, Suillaceae. The coding region runs from base 1 to 1380 and encodes 459 amino acids.